Messenger RNA from Phaedon cochleariae (mustard beetle), 1477 nucleotides. NCBI's taxonomy places the organism in Eukaryota, Metazoa, Arthropoda, Insecta, Coleoptera, Chrysomelidae. The record is from the annotation of a GenBank genome assembly.
GACUGGUUGAAUUUUGGAUUUUCAUUAUUUCAUUCUAGUUGAACAAUUUUUCUAAAGACUGUUUUGCUACCCUUUUGUUCAACAAUAAUUCUUAUUUCUUCAACAUGGGUCAAAGCCAAUCCGGCCCCGGCGGCAGUGACAAGAAAGAGGAGAAGGACAAGAAAAAGAAGUACGAACCGCCCAUACCUACUAGGGUGGGCAAGAAGAAGCGGCGCACCAAGGGUCCGGACACCGCCUUGAAGCUGCCAGCGGUGACCCCGCACACGAGAUGCCGUCUGAAGCUGCUGAAGCUGGAGCGCAUCAAGGACUACUUGCUGAUGGAGGAGGAGUUCAUCAGGAACCAGGAGAGACUGAAGCCGCAGGAGGAGAAGAAUGAGGAGGAGAGAUCUAAGGUUGAUGAUUUGAGAGGGACACCAAUGUCAGUGGGUACACUAGAAGAAAUCAUUGAUGAUAACCAUGCUAUAGUUUCUACUUCAGUAGGCAGUGAGCACUAUGUCAGUAUCUUGUCAUUUGUGGACAAAGAUCAACUGGAACCAGGCUGUUCUGUUCUUUUGAAUCAUAAGGUGCAUGCGGUAGUUGGUGUCUUGGGGGACGACACCGACCCCAUGGUGACGGUGAUGAAGCUGGAAAAAGCCCCCCAAGAAACGUACGCCGACAUCGGCGGGCUCGACACGCAGAUCCAGGAGAUCAAGGAGUCGGUCGAGCUGCCGCUGACCCACCCCGAGUACUACGAGGAGAUGGGCAUCAAGCCGCCCAAGGGGGUGAUCCUGUACGGCCCCCCCGGCACGGGGAAGACGCUGCUGGCCAAGGCGGUGGCCAAUCAGACGUCGGCGACGUUUUUGCGGGUGGUCGGGUCGGAGUUGAUCCAGAAGUAUUUGGGCGACGGCCCAAAACUAGUACGGGAGUUGUUCAGAGUAGCUGAAGAACAUGCUCCCUCCAUAGUGUUCAUAGAUGAAAUAGAUGCUGUAGGAACGAAACGGUACGAUUCCAAUUCUGGAGGCGAACGUGAAAUACAGAGAACAAUGUUGGAACUGUUGAAUCAACUUGACGGCUUCGAUUCCAGAGGAGACGUAAAGGUUAUAAUGGCUACGAAUCGUAUUGAAACUCUGGACCCAGCUUUGAUCAGGCCGGGUCGUAUCGACAGAAAAAUCGAGUUUCCUCUGCCGGACGAGAAAACCAAAAGAAGGAUUUUCAACAUCCACACCUCUAGAAUGACCUUGGCCGAAGACGUCAAUCUGCAGGAACUCAUCAUGGCCAAAGAUGAUCUUUCUGGGGCCGAUAUCAAGGCUAUUUGCACUGAGGCUGGCUUGAUGGCUCUUCGUGAACGCAGAAUGAAAGUAAUGAAUGAGGAUUUCAAGAAAUCCAAGGAAAGUGUUCUGUACAGAAAGAAAGAGGGAACUCCAGAAGGCCUGUACCUUUAAUUAAUACUUUUUGUUGUAAUCCAAUGAUACUUUUUCUUGUGAAGAUAUUUGUCUAU